Hyaloscypha bicolor E is the source of this 1541-nucleotide messenger RNA. Its product is annotated as iron reductase domain protein. The coding region runs from base 46 to 1449 and encodes 467 amino acids. The transcript is spliced from 3 exons. Lineage: Eukaryota; Fungi; Ascomycota; Leotiomycetes; Helotiales; Hyaloscyphaceae. The record is from RefSeq and is a predicted model, not a curated record.
CAUCUCUUACAAACAUUGCAUGACUCCCUUCACAAAUCCAUCAAGAUGAAGACAAUAUCGGCAAUGACCCCCUGGUCCACCCUCACGCUCCUCUCCACGCUCCUCCUGCUCUCAGGAUUCUCGGCAACUUCAGCGUCAGCGUCAGCCUCACCAUCGACACAAUUCUGCACAACCUCCACAAAACAGGACGUCAACACAGAUCUCUGCUUCGCGGUCGCCUCGUCUCAUAAUGAGACGACUGGUGCAAAAGACCUCUCUCUCCAUCUCUCCGCCCGUUUCCCCGACCAAAACACAGGAUGGGCGGCCGUAGGCAUCGGCUCCCACAUGAAGGGCUCGCUGAUGUUCGCCAUGUACCCCUCAUCCGCAGACGACUCUGUAGCCUUCUCAAUCCGGACAACAAACGCGCACACUGCUCCCGUGCAUCUCUCAGCAUCCAGCUUAGCAGGCAAGAAAGGCCCCGAUGUUCACGUGACGCGAAAAUGGGUCGAUGAGAACGGAUACAGCAAUGUGCAGGUCAGCUGUUUUGGGUGUGAUAGAUGGAGUGGAACUACGCUUAAUGUGAUGAGUACGAAUCAGAGCUGGAUUUGGGCGUGGAAUGGGAAGCAGAUGGCUGGGAGUGCGAGCGGGAAGAUGGGGUUGCAAAAGCAUGAACAUAAAGAUAAAGGGGUCGCGCUCCUCGAUAUGAGCACCUCCUACGUGCCGUCCGGCGACCUACCCAUGGCCCAAGUAUCAGACGCCAGAGUAUCAAUACCAGCAGCAAAGGAAGAAAAGCCCAAAAUACACGCCCACAGCCCCUUCGGCUUGGUCUCCCUCCAUGGCUUCAUUCUCUCUUCUUCUUUCCUUGCCCUCUCAAUCGGGCUUCUAGCAAUCCGCUCGGGCUUGGCGAAAUCCUUCAAGUAUCACUGGGUCAUCCAACUCGUUGCAUCGGGGUUUAUCCUCAUUGGUUGCAGUAUGGGACUCAUUCUUACGAUUAAACACGGCGGUCAUUUUAGGACGACGCAUCAGUGGCUUGGGAUGUUACUAGGACUGGGAGUUGUGGUGCAGAGCUGGCUGGGUUGGAGGCAUCACGUGAUUUUCGUGAAGAUUGGGAGGAGGACCGCUGUCUCGAAUUAUCAUGUUUGGAUCGGUAGGGCUCUUGUUGUGAUGGGGAAUGUGAAUGUGGCUUUUGGAUUGAAACUUGGCCAUGCGUCAAAGACAAAGUAUAUGUUCUGGUCAUCGGGCGUUGGGUUACAACUUGCGGUGUUGAUCCCGAUGUGGUAUUUCUGGAGCAGAGGGAAGAAGAUCAUGGAUAUCGUGGGAGCGAAGGAGAGUAAUGACGGUGCCGAGAGGGGAGAGUAUGUGGAUGUGGGUGUCGAGGAAGAGGCGUUUCUUGUUGGAGACGAGGAAGAGAUCGAACUUGACGAGGAGCAACACCUGCACGACAAAAAAGAGGAUUUGGAAAUAAAGUGAGAUUUCGUGAGAACGAUGAUGGUUUGGGGCUUACGAUGGCGUUUUCAAAAGAAGAGUAGAUAUUCAAUACCAUUUGCACAUCAAGACUGCAG